CCGAUUCGGUACUGUACCGCGUCCGAGUUCUACCGGGUGUAAUCGAUCGUCGGCAGUUUUUUUUUUCUCUGGAGCUACCUGAAAAAUGUUCUGAAGAACGUACCGAGACGUUGAGAGCCUGGCGAGUGCCGCGAACUUCCACGCCGAGACCGCAGAAUGCACCAGAAGUUAUACAAGAAGUACUUUCCACAAUGGAUCCCGGCGCGGUUGCUGAUCGGCGUGAUGAUGUUCACGGCCUGUUGGACGAGCUACAUGUGUCGUCUGCAGAUGCCGAUCCUGGUGGUGCCGAUGAUAAAGGCGGUUGCGGGUAACGCAACGGGUGGCGCAUGCGCGGCCGAGGAGAAUCGCGUGCGUCGCGCGAUAUCCUGGCUGGACCCAAUCGCCGAUCUGGAGGACCAGAUCUUGAACGAGCGGCUCGAAGCUGCCCAGAAUUUCGAGCCCCCGGCGAUUUUCAAUGGUCGUUUCGCUCGCGAGGCGCCUCACUUGCGCGAUGCUCGUCCCCACGACGCGCCUGUAGAGCUUUUCAACGGUAUGCCUUUCGACUGGCAGCCGCAGGUUCGAGGGCAGCUGAUAGCCGCCUACAGUUACGGAAACGUUCCUGGCAACUUCCUGGGUGGCCUUCUGACUCUACGCUGGGGCGCCAAAAAGUCGAUCCUCUGGACGUCCCUGUUGGCCGCCAUAGUGUCCCUGAUCAGCCCGAUAUUCGCGCAGCUUCAUUGGGGUGUCCUGCUGUUCACGAGGAUCGUGAUUGGCCUCACCGGCGGCGUCACGUUCCCGGCGUGUCACUCGCUGGUCGCCCAAUGGUCGCCGCCCGACGAGAAGGCGCGGUUCGUUUGGUCGUUGCUCGGCGGCACCUUCGGAACCAUCCUCACGUACCCCAUGGUGGCGGGCAUCGCGGAAUCGAUGAACUGGGAGAGCGCGUGGUACAUCCCGUCGUUGCUGAUGUUCGUCUGGAUAAUCUUCUGGGCGAUAUUCGCCUACGACUCCCCCGCGGAACACCCUGGUAUCUCGGACGAGGAGAAGAAGUACAUUAUCGACUCGCAAGCGGGAACAGUGACGGCUACGAAACCCACGAUGAAGCAGACGCCGUUGAAGGAAAUAUUUACCUCGAUUCCAUUUAUUAGUCUGACUUUCUGUCACUUUGGAAAUCUCUUCCUCCUGUUCUUCUAUCAGAAUUCAAUGAUGCUGUAUUUAACGAAAGCUCUGGGAUUCCAUCUGACCAAGGGAGGGGCGGCUGCAAGCUUGCCCUGGGCCGGCAGACUGUUCUUUGGAUUCUUUUUCAGCUGGGCUGGCGACACUAUCAAGCGGAAACAAUUGGUCUCCGUCACCAUACUUCGCAAGGGUGCUACUGUCUUCUCUCAUCUGAUCCCUGGUAUAUUUCUCAUACUGGUCGGCUACGUGGGCUGCAGAUUCGUCCUGGCGAACGUGUUUCUGGUGCUGGCGUUAGGCUUCAACGGAGCGGCCUCUAUCUCGAACUUGUCGAACAAUCAGGACCUGUCGCCGAACUUCGCCGGCUUUUUGUACGGUAUCAUGAACACGGUCGGUUGCGCGUCCGGCAUAAUUAUUUCACCGAUGGUGGAGGAGAUUGCUGGAAAAUACGGGAACCCUAUAGAGAAAUGGCAAAUAUUGUUCUGGAUCGGCGCGGCUGUUUGUAUAGUCUGUAUGGUCAUCUUCGUCCUCGGUGGUAGCGGAAACAUACAGAAGUGGAACGAAAUUCCAGCCGAAGAUACGGAAAGAAACCGCGCGAGAAAUUGAUUGUUUCGAAGAAUGCUUUUUAAACGUUUUAUCGAUGCUACGUCGCGCAGUUGCGUGAAACGAAAGUGAAGGCUAGAGAGAAAUGUUAGGUUUGAAUUUAGUUAGGUUAGAAUUGCGAAGCAACCGAUCGAACGUUUGCUGUUGCAUAAAUUACGGUGGGAUUUAUUACCAGACUAUUUUAGGGAACCAUUAACAAAGGAUAGUCGUCUAAACGACAGCACAUUGUAUAUACAUAUUUUUACAAAUCUACCGAAACCCGCGUGUAUUUUAACAUUUUUUCAUAAUACACGCGAAAUUUAUAGUACAAGACAUUGUUCAUGCGAUUUCAUAUGACAAACAUUGUAUACCAAAUAAUAUUCUUUAUUUUCUAUGUGAUUUAGAACGUUGUAUAAUAAAUAACUAUGUGAUACUUGAAUGUUUCGUUAUCGAAUAAAUACGUUUUAAUCGAAAUUGAGAUCUUUGUGUUUAUUACCUGUUCAUAGAGAUAAUGUUCAUUUUCCUGCAACGUCGCUGUACGCGAGAUCGUCGAUAUAACAAUGAAAAUAAAGUAUUUAUACGAACACUUAAGGGGCCUUUCUACUUUGUGGGAUUUAAUAAAAUCGAAUUUUUUUUUUU
This is a messenger RNA of Colletes gigas, 2370 nucleotides long. Its product is annotated as putative inorganic phosphate cotransporter. Gene Ontology annotation, biological process: transmembrane transport; monoatomic anion transport. Gene Ontology annotation, molecular function: transmembrane transporter activity. Lineage: Eukaryota; Metazoa; Arthropoda; Insecta; Hymenoptera; Colletidae. Bases 157 to 1755 code for a protein of 532 amino acids. The record is from RefSeq and is a predicted model, not a curated record. The transcript has 5 exons. Gene Ontology annotation, cellular component: plasma membrane.